Molecule: messenger RNA, 1568 nt
Organism: Mya arenaria
Lineage: Eukaryota; Metazoa; Mollusca; Bivalvia; Myida; Myidae
Product: tetraspanin-19-like
Exons: 7
Coding region: 440-1168 (242 amino acids)
Cellular component (GO): membrane
Source: RefSeq, a predicted model, not a curated record
GUAUGGGUGUAGCCGGCCUAAUGGCUUAAAUAACAUAGCUAUAAUUACAAAAUACCGACAUUUAUACCUUGAUCAAUAUCGUUUUAAGGCAAAAACAAGAACAAUUAACAUGCCAAGAACAAAUUAACAUCGAUAAAUCCAGUAAAUAUAAUAUCUGAUACAUUGCCUAGGACAUGCGCCAAUGCGUACGCAUUAAAUGUCCUCCGGUGUUUAGAUCGCGACUGAUUAUUUUUAGAUUUUAGUGACACAAACGGGGCGUGUAUUGCAUGAAAUAAGGUGUGCUAUUUACGGGUAUAGUCAUACUUCAUACAUUGUGUAGGAGGCAGGCAAUACGUGUGCUUACAAUUGACCGGAGUGGAUUACCUGUUUUCGAUUUCGAAAGAUUAGUGAAUACUUAUAAAAAUACCUGUACAAGGAAAAUAACUCAACAAACAUCAAGAUGGCCAAGAACCCACUGAGCUGUGGGCAACAAUGUACCAGGGUUACGCUCAUCGCCUUGAACGUUCUGUUUCUGCUCUGCGGUAUCGCUCUAUUCGUGGUCGGUCUAGUAUUCCGAUUUGGAGGAAACGGUCUCAAGGAGGAGAUCAAGCCAGCCUUCGAGAACAUUGAGAUCAAUGGCUACGAGUUCUAUGACCUCGUCAACAGCCUCGCCAUCAUCUUCAUCGUCGCCGGCGCCGUCGUGAUCGUGUUUUCGUUCCUUGGAUUCGUCGGGGCAGCCUGUUAUGUCCGUGGCGCCCUUGUUGUGUACGCGGUGCUGAUAUGCCUCGCCCUUGCCCUGGAGCUCGCUGGAGUCAUUCUCUUCUUUGUCCUCAAAAACGAUUUUGAGAAGGCAUUGAAAAUUGGCAUGCAGGAAUCCAUACAGAGAGCGAACGAGGGAGACUCGGACUACCGGAAAGGAACAGAGUACCUCUUUGAAAGCUUCGAAUGUUGUCACGUGUCCCAAGAGCGUCAUAACUACACCGAGGGUAACUCUGCCCAGGAUGUCUGCAAUACCGCCAGCAACACAUAUCAAGUGGACUGCUAUGACGCUUUUACGGAUUGGCUGAAGAACUACCAGGGUGCCCUUGUUGGUGUUGGAAUUGCUGUUAUAAUCAUCGAACUGCUGUGUGUCAUACUGUCCUGCUGGCUGUGUAGAGUGAUCACCAAGCGUAGUUCGGAGCUCGUCUAGUCAAAUUCCUCGCGAUGUCUAGCAACGGUUACCAGGCAAUAGAUGUUCAUAGCAAUUGCGGCUUGCCCCAAAGUGCCUAGCCAAUAUACCCAGGGAAACUUACAGAUUAAUUCACCAAAGAACAAUAAAAUGUGACUAGCACAACAUUUCAUGAUAUUAACAAGAUGAUUAUUGAAAUAUUUGAAUGCUAAUUUUGACAUUUUCGUAAGGUCGAAAUUUGAAGGAAAAAUAUGUACAACUACAAGUCCGAAUUGGACAACAUGUUAUUUCUUCGGGCAUUUUAAUAGAUAAGAUCCUGCUUUUUGUAUAAAAUGUAUAUAAGUUUAUAUUGUUCAUUAUUUGUACAUAUAGUAAAUACUGUUUAUUGAACAUAACUGUACUAAUAAAAGCAAUGCUUGUU